Messenger RNA from Orycteropus afer afer, 930 nucleotides. RefSeq names its product olfactory receptor 6C4-like. Gene Ontology annotation, molecular function: G protein-coupled receptor activity; olfactory receptor activity. Lineage: Eukaryota; Metazoa; Chordata; Mammalia; Tubulidentata; Orycteropodidae. The record is from RefSeq and is a predicted model, not a curated record. Gene Ontology annotation, biological process: G protein-coupled receptor signaling pathway. Gene Ontology annotation, cellular component: membrane.
AUGAAAAAUCACACUUCUUUAACUGAGUUUGUCCUAUUGGGAUUUACAAACAACCAAGAGCUUCAGGUCAUGAUUUUCAUCUUCCUGUUCCUCAACUACAUAUUCAGUGUCAUGGGGAACAUGACAAUCAUCACGCUCACCUUGCUGGACUCCCAUCUCCAGACCCCUAUGUAUUUCUUCCUCCGGAAUUUUUCCUUCUUGGAAAUUUCUUUCACUACUAUUUUUAUUCCAAGAUUCCUAAAUAGCAUCCUAACAGGGAAUAAUACCAUUAGCUUUGCUGGCUGCUUCACUCAAUAUUUCUUUGUCAUAUUCCUUGGUGCCACAGAGUUUUAUCUUCUGGCUGCCAUGUCCUAUGACCGCUAUGUGGCCAUAUGCAAACCUCUGCAUUACAAGACAAUCAUGAACAACAGAGUCUGCACCCAAUUGGUUCUCUGCUCUUGGCUGAGUGGUUUCCUAAUCAUCUUAUCCCCAAUAAUACUGACCAGCCAGCUAGAUUUCUGUGCCUCCAAUGUGCUGAAUCAUUUUUACUGUGACUAUGGACCCCUCCUGGAGAUCUCCUGCUCAGACACCAGCCUCCUGGAGCUGAUUGACUUUAUCUUAGCAAUUGUGACCUUGGUGAUCACUCUGGCACUGGUGAUGCUUUCAUAUACUUACAUCAUCAAAACUAUUCUGAAGAUCCCAUCAGCACAACAAAGAAAAAGAGCCUUUUCCACAUGUUCUUCCCACAUGAUUGUCAUCUCUCUCUCUUAUGGCAGUUGUAUCUUCAUUUACAUCAAACCCUCAGCAAAAGAAGGAGUUGCCUUCAACAAGGGAGUAGCAGUGCUCAUGACUUCUGUAGCUCCCCUAUUGAAUCCCUUCAUAUACACCCUAAGAAACCAACAAGUGAAACAAGCCUUCAAAGAUAUGGUCAGAAAAAUUGUGAGUCUUUAA